GGCGUGUUUCGUUGUUCGUUACGCUUUUCGCGUGAUCUGUAAUAAGUUGAAUUUUUCUUCCUCUCUUCGUGCUUCUGAGCAAUGUCUUGAGGAACCUUAUCGAAGAGUGACGUUAGCUGGUGCGUGUCCAGUCCUAGCUGCUGAAACUGAAGAAUGUACAAGAAGUUGUAUAUGAAAUAUUUUCCACGAUGGAUCCCUACGAGAGUACUGAUCUGCUUGAUGAUGUUCACGGCAUGUUGGACCAAUUACAUGUGCCGUUUACAAAUGCCAAUCCUUGCUGUACCGAUGAUAAAAGCUCUGCCAGGUAACGCUACCGGAGGUGUGUGCAGGACAGAAUCAUCUCGGGCUCGUCGUGCACUCGCCUGGUUGGAUCCUGGCGCUUGGUUGGAGGAUCAAAUUCUGGCUGAAAAAUUAGAAGCAGCUGAGGCGGUUGUGAAUCCAGAGGCACAUAAUAUUCGAGUGCAAAGGGAGACAGAAGCGCGAGAAACUCGCAAAUCAGGAGGCAGUAUACAGCUGUUUAAUGGUCUGCCUUUCGACUGGUCUACCAGCGUUCGAGGGCAGCUGAUCGCUGCUUACAGCUAUGGGAAUGUUCCUGGCAAUUUUCUGGGUGGUGUAAUGGCUCUGAAGUGGGGAGCGAAGCGUGCGAUUCUCUGGACAUCAGUGAUAGCAUGUUUGGUGUCUCUGAUCAGUCCUAUCCUUGCACAACUCCACUGGGGCGUACUUUUAGUCUCCAGAAUAAUAAUUGGCGUAACUGGUGGUGUGACUUUUCCAGCGUGUCACACUUUGGUCGCGAAAUGGGCUCCUCCUGACGAGAAAGCUCGUUUCGUUUGGUCUUUGCUGGGUGGUACAUUUGGUACUAUUCUAACAUAUCCUAUGGUAGCUGCAAUCGCGGAGAAAACGACUUGGGAAAGCGGCUGGUACAUCCCUGCGUUGAUGAUGAUGAUCUGGAUUAUUUUCUGGGCUAUACUGGCAUACGACUCGCCUGAGGAACAUCCUGGUAUCUCUGAAGAGGAGAAGCAGCUUAUCCUAACCGCGCAGGAGGGCACAGUGAGGAGCGAGAAGCCUACGUUCAAAGAAACACCUUUGAAAGAAAUAUUCACUUCCAUUCCGUUCAUCAGUUUGGUCCUUUGCCACUUUGGAAAUAUGUUCCUUCUGUUCUUCUAUCAGAACUCGAUGAUGUUGUAUCUUACGAAGGCUCUUGGAUUCGAGUUGACCAAGGGAGGAAUAGCAGCUGGUCUACCAUGGGCUGGAAGAAUGAUUCUUGGAUUUUUCUUUAGCUGGGCCGGUGAUAUGAUGAAAAGGAAACAAAUUGUUUCUAUUACCAUACUUCGUAAGGGCGCUACUAUAUUCUCUCAUCUUCUUCCUGGUAUCUUCCUCAUCCUAGUUGGCUACGUUGGAUGCAGAUUCGUCCUGGCUAAUGUGUUCCUAGUGUUAGCACUUGGUUUCAACGGAGCGGCGAGCAUCUCGAAUUUAUCCAACAAUCAGGAUCUUUCGCCAAACUUCGCUGGUUUCCUAUACGGUAUCAUGAAUACAAUUGGUUGUACUUCAGGCAUGAUCAUUUCACCUUUGACAGAAGAGAUAGCCGGAAAAUAUGGGAAUCCUAUUGACAGAUGGCAGACGUUGUUCUGGAUCGGUUCAGCGGUGUGCAUAGUUUGCAUGAUCAUUUUCUUAUUCGGCGGAAGCGGAAACAUCCAACCAUGGAACGAAAUUAAACCGCAGAGAGAUGAAGAGCGUGCAAGGAAUUAAUAACUGGUGAAGACUGGAAUUUUUGUUGACGUUCUGUGAAACGAAGAAGUUUGAAAAGCUAGUAUUAAGGAAUAAAUUGUGAGUUACACGUUACGAACUUUCACUUCAAUGAGAAUUAGGAUUGUCAAUUUUACCGUCAAUAUUGAUCGGGACGUUGACGAUGUAUUAUGUAUCGUGAAACGAAGAAUAGUGCAAAUAUAUUUUAUAGAUUUACCACGACACGAACAUGUUUUAUGUUCGUGAAAAUUAUAGC
Habropoda laboriosa is the source of this 1999-nucleotide messenger RNA. Its product is annotated as putative inorganic phosphate cotransporter. NCBI's taxonomy places the organism in Eukaryota, Metazoa, Arthropoda, Insecta, Hymenoptera, Apidae. The transcript has 5 exons. The record is from RefSeq and is a predicted model, not a curated record. Gene Ontology annotation, biological process: transmembrane transport; monoatomic anion transport. Bases 154 to 1746 code for a protein of 530 amino acids. Gene Ontology annotation, molecular function: transmembrane transporter activity. Gene Ontology annotation, cellular component: plasma membrane.